Zophobas morio is the source of this 1430-nucleotide messenger RNA. RefSeq lists its product as uncharacterized. Bases 58 to 1338 code for a protein of 426 amino acids. NCBI's taxonomy places the organism in Eukaryota, Metazoa, Arthropoda, Insecta, Coleoptera, Tenebrionidae. The transcript has 7 exons. Gene Ontology annotation, molecular function: scavenger receptor activity. The record is from RefSeq and is a predicted model, not a curated record.
AGAUAUUUCACUAAUCUUUAUAUCAUCAAUCACAACGAAUCAUAAUUAAUUGCUGCAAUGAAAAUAUUUCUGAAGACGCUAUUCCCCAUUUUGUUUUUACGUGGUGUUUCCAGCAGCGAAAUAAUUAAAUUCGAAAAUGAAAACCAUAUUUUGUGUGUCACAGAUGACACACAAUCACUGGUCUAUGUAAAACCACCAUUAGUAACGAAAACGAGAAAUACAUCAAUUUUAAUUGAAAACGACGUAAUAUGGGAUGACUGGUCUUUAAAAUCGUCGACAGAAGUCGUAGUACCAGCUGUUAAGGAUAAAAGAUGGGAAGAUCUACAAACGAGCUACACUGAUUCUUUCCAUUACGAAUCAGUGUCAUCCAUAUCAUACUCAGUACCUGGUGGGACUAAACUCACCGCAGUCGUUAGUGAUCCUCCAUCAGCUUUACCAAAAAGAACAAGGGAUAUUUCCAUCGACUGGAUUCACUACACCACCAUGCCUAAAGUGAAUGAAAAUGCAACUGAAUUUGCGCAAUUUCAAAUUAAUGUUACUUCUUCGGAGAAAACUUACUUUAAAAUACAUGAUUAUAAACUGAGAUGGGCCGACACUGUUUCAGAAACACCGACACGUAUAUUGAUCUCUCAAAAAGAAACGUCUUGUUUUAUGAUCUACGGUUAUGUUUGUUAUUAUUGUACGUUACAAGUUAAUAUAACAGGCCAACGUGUACAGUCCUUCUCUGGAAAAAGUCAAAAAUCCCUCCAAAGUCGAUGGCAACAUCUUAAAUAUGAACCGAAAACUGAUGUUGAGAUAAAGUUCUGGAGGGAAACCACAAAUGGAGAUGUUACAGGACAGUGGGCAGUGGAUAUUAGACAGUGUCCACCUACGAUAAACAGCAAAACAAUUUAUGAGGUAUCUUUGGAAGACGAUGUGCAACAAGGGGAAGAACGUCGGUGCGUUUCUGCUAGAACAAUAACGAAGCAAAACAAUAUUAGACAAUUUCCAAGUGUCAAAAUAAAGGACGAUGCAUUUAGUUGCAAUCCUGGAACCGUAGGAAGGAACUGUGAUAUUAACUGCACAAAUUUCUUGGGAUCAGAUAAAAGUUAUUGUGAGCAACAUCAAAUCUGUGAUGAUACUUACUCAGUUUCUGAAUGUUUUUGUUCUUGGGGUUACGAAGGAGGAACAUGUAAUAAAACGUGCUCGAAAGGAAAAUGGGGUUUAUCUUGCCGCGAUACAUGUAAAAAUUGUGAUGUGUGUAAGGCGAUAACUGGACAGUGCACUAAUGCCUCACUAAGCAAUUUUAGGACAGCCGCCGGUCUACUUCUUUUGGGAAUGAUAUUUAAAUUUUUGUAACAGUAUGUCAAACUUGUAUUUGUAAAACUAAAUAUGCAUCCAUGUGUUUUAGUAAUAUAACUCUGAAUAAACUAAUCAAAUAUUUGUGGUAA